Molecule: messenger RNA, 873 nt
Organism: Notodromas monacha
Lineage: Eukaryota; Metazoa; Arthropoda; Ostracoda; Podocopida; Cyprididae
Source: the annotation of a GenBank genome assembly
AUGACGCUGCGUUUAUUCAAAUCGAAGUCGUUUUUCAUGUCGUCGACAGAACACAUAAUUAAGCCGGGCAUCAGAAGGCGUCCGACUGCUGUUGCCCGGGUUUCCUUCGUCGUCGUGGGUGAUAAAACGUCGGCCGAAAAACACGCCACUAACACACGAGUCCCCAAGAAGAGAGGCGUCUUCCGCGAGCGCGAAACGAAAGACUACAAAGGGCCGCUAUUGCAUGCACUGGAUGUUGGCUGUGGGAAUGGCUAUAGCAGCAAGAUAUGGUCGAAUCAUUUCAAGAACGUGACUGGAAUUGAUGUAAAUCCUGCCAAAGUCAGCGAUGCUCGACGCCACGAUCCUCCACCAAAUAUCCGCUUUGCAGUGGCUCCAGCUGAGUGCAUUCCAGUACAAGAAGAAGAAGUCACCAUCAUUGUUUCAAAAGCAAGUCACUGGUUUGACCUGACGGAUUUCUUCUCAGAAGCAGAGCGAGUCUUGAUGCCACACGGUGUUGUGGCUCUUUACAAUGCAUGUCUCACACCCAUGGAUUUCCCAGAUCUCCCACCGGAGGAGAACAGAAAACUGAAAGAGGUUGUCAACUGGGCUGACAACGAGUUGGUCAAACAUUGGCCAACAGCAAGAGCAACAGUAAUUGAGGAGUUUGCAAACGUUAACAUCCCGUUCAGCAGUGAAGCAGUGCUUGUUAGAGACGGCUCCAUUUACCAAGAAGUAACCCUCAGCUCGAAGGAUUUACUCCAAUACAUUCUCUCCUGGGUAGCAUUCUAUCGCUUGAAGGCUGUUGAGGGGAAGGAAGCAGCAAAUAAAUUCACGGAAGAAAUCACAAAAAGGCACAGUACUUCACAACAUCAAGGCCCAUCUCAAAUUCAUUGA